ACAAAUCCCGACUCUUUCCGUUGUCUCCGUUUGUUUCUCGAGAAAUUCUUCUAGGGUUCCAAUUCCAAAAAUGGCAAAUAACAGCAAUAAAGAAGAACCAGCCACUGCUCCAAAGUCUAAUUGUUGGUACAAUAUAAGUUUGGGAUCAUCCUUCAAGGACCAACACCAGCCUUCCUCCAAAUUUUGCACUUUGCGAUAUGAAUUUAAACCAGCAUCCAUUGAUAAGAACCAACCAGGAUUACUCCACAAGUCUAAGGAUAAUCGAGUUAAGGUGGAAUUUGAAAACAACCAGCCUGGGAAACCCAAGGUGACAUUUGAGGGUGCCAGUGAAGAUUACAAAGAUAACGAUGCGGUGUUGUUCUUCGAUGGUGAGACGUUACGGUUGGAACGUUUACAUCGAGCUGUGAAACGGUUGAGGCAUAACCGGCAGCCUGGUGAGUCAGCAUCCUUGGCUGCUUCAGCUGGCCCUUCUGCAGAAUCUUAUUCACCUCCACUUGGUAAAGGAUUAAAGCCUGAAUCUUCCAACAAAGUCCUGGUUCCGCCAUUGCCUCUUCUGGUGGGACACAUUGAUACAUCCGACUUCGAGAGUGGAGAACCCAGGAAGGAGUCGUCAAUUCCAAAUAAACCAACUGUGUCACCGGAUCGUAAAAGUUAUGAAUCGGAAGAACAGGUGGAUAUCGUCAAUGACGAUGAUGAUAAUGAUGGUCUGGGGAUAGCUAAAGAAGAUAAUGCUUCUGAAAAUGUUUCAACUGGUAUCAGUAUUGAUAUCAACGAACCACAUCACAAUGACAUGGAUGAUGAGAUUGCUGAUGUAGAUGUAAGUGAUGAUGAAGAACAAAAUGUGGGACAGAGUGCAGCUGAAGCUCUUCGAGCUAGAGUAAAUGCAGAAGAGAAAGAAGAGAAAGAAGAGCAUAGCUCGAGCUCAAGCAGUAGCAGUGGAAGUGAGAGUAACGGUAGUGGGAGCGGGAGUGGGAGCAGUAGUAGUGACAGUGAAAGCAAUGAUGGUGGUGAUUCAGUCAUCUCUAUUUAAGUGGUUAGACCAAGUGUCGGAAACAUUAUAUUUCCGAUAUGGGGAUGCUCAAUUUUUUCUUCGAAGUUUCUUCAUGUAAUCGGCGAAUCAUACUGCAGCACUCGUGUCCAAAUGCAUGUCAGACAACGUUAACGAAA
This is a messenger RNA of Hibiscus syriacus, 1167 nucleotides long. Its product is annotated as suppressor protein SRP40-like. Gene Ontology annotation, molecular function: transcription elongation factor activity. The record is from RefSeq and is a predicted model, not a curated record. Bases 71 to 1030 code for a protein of 319 amino acids. Gene Ontology annotation, biological process: regulation of transcription elongation by RNA polymerase II; positive regulation of DNA-templated transcription. Lineage: Eukaryota; Viridiplantae; Streptophyta; Magnoliopsida; Malvales; Malvaceae. The transcript is spliced from 5 exons. Gene Ontology annotation, cellular component: super elongation complex.